UCAAUUGUUUUUGGCUUGCAGGUUACCCACAAUUGUGCGUCAGUGACAGUGAGCGACAAGUGGGCGACAAGCGGGCGGCAGUUUGGAGCUGGAAUCCACGCAGCAAAUCGAUCCCUUUCGGUUUUCUGAAUCGGCGUGGUGGUGGAUGAUGUGAUGCAGGGCACUCAAGAGACUCAAGGCAAGGGAAUCAAACAGGGAAACAAACAUCCGGCAAACACCUUUCCCAGGCUGGCAGUGGGUUGGGUUGCACGGCCGCUGGUGCGCACAGAGCCGUUCUGGGCCUCGGCGCUAGGCUGGAAGCAGCAAAACCACCGCCCGAGAUUCGAGACGAACAGAGCCGGGCCGCCUUCUGGCAGUCAAUCUGGCCCUAUCGCCCAACUCCACUCUUCUACGCCGCCGCCGCGACCGCGCACCGCAAACGUCCAGACCAAGACUCCCGCUCGAUGCCUGUCCCCGCCGACCCAUGCUUCCUCCACCUCGCCAUCUCCCUCCUCCCCGGACGCCCUCGCCGCCCGCAAUCGCCGAGCCGCCCGCCGGCACCAAUCGGCACCUGCGCCCGGGCACUGCCAAUAGCUCCCGCCUGAGCCCCGACUCCUGCCUGCGCGUGCCCUCGCCGUCCGCCUCCUUUCUACAGCUGCCCGCCAUGGGCUCCCCGGACGGCGGCGACGGCGCCGGGCCAAGCGGCGGCGACAACCCCUUCAACUUCCAGACCCAGAUAAUAUCCACCUCGCCCGUCCGGUCGAACGUCGGCCAGCGCCGCGGCCACCGUUACAAGCACAGCAGCAUAUCUGCCCAGCACCAGGUCUUCCAGGAGCCACCGCAGCGCCCCCCGCCCGUGCUCCCCGCGUCGCUGCCCGUGCCGACGCUGCGCGAGGCCUGGGCCAGCAUGUACCGCGAGCAGCGCCUGCGCCUCUACUGGUGCCUCUGCCAUGCCGCCGUCGCCGUCUACGUCUUCCUGUCCGCCUCGGGCAGCCUGGCCAUGACGGCCCUGUCCCACCUCGUCUUCUUCGACGUCGGCUCCGCCGCCAUCUGCGUCUGCGUCGACGUCCUCGGCAACUUCGAGGUCUGGCGCCGCAGCUCCGUCCGCCACCCCUUUGGCCUGCAGCGCGCUGAGGUCCUCGCCGGCUUCGCCAUGUCCAUCUUCCUCAUCUUUGGCGGCUUCGACCUGCUGAGCCACAACAUCAAGCACAUGCUUGAGGGCGUCGGCGAGCACGAGAACCACCUCCCCGUCAUCCCCGCCGGCCCCGCCGACCACGCCGCGCACGCCGGCCACGGCCACGGCCACGCGCACUCGCACGCCGACCGUGUGAACCCCGGCACCGUGGACACGGCCAGCCUGGCCGCCAUCGUGGCCACCCUGGUUAGCGCCUACGGGCUCAAGAACCACGGCCGCAUCGGCCGCGCCAUGCUCGUCCAGUACCCCUCGUAUCUCUCGUCCUUGCUCCCGGCCGUGCUCUCGAACCCGUUCCACUUCCUCACCCUCUUCUUCUCGUUCCUGAUGCUCCUCCUCCCCCUCCUGUCCGUUGGCACCUUCGUCUGGCUCGACCGCCUCAUCUGCGCCGCCAUCGCCGUCAGCAUGUUCGUCCUCGGCGCCCGCCUGGCCGUCGCCCAGGGUCUGAUGCUGCUCAUGUCGUACCGCGGCCGCGGCCACGUCGUCAGGCCGCCGACUGCCGCUGCUGCCAAGGCGGCGGCUGCUGCUGCUGCUGCGGCCGCGAGGCUGGGGGGAUCUCCUCUCAAGUCGUCGUCAUCGUACCCGGCGGCGGGGGGCGCCCAGGGCUCCGGCUCCGGCUCCGGCUCUGGCGCUGCAGACGAGGGCGUCUCGGCCGUGGUGCGAGAGAUCGAGGCCGAGCCCAACGUGCUGCGCGUCGACGAGGCGCAGUUCUGGCAGGUCCACUACGGCCUCUGCAUGGCCAACCUCAAGGUCUGCGUCGUCGUCGGCUGCGACGACGGCGCCCUCAGCCAGCUGCGCAGCCGCGUCUCGCGCGUCAUCCAGAACCGCCUGGGCGAGGGCUACGGCCGCGGGAACGGCCUGAGGUGGGAGGUCACCCUGCAGACCAGCACAGACGCCCGCCCAUGAGACGGCGUCGCGUCUGUGGUUUGCGCCGUGUGGGCUUGCGCAUUCGAGUAUUGUGUUUAAUGGAGCACCCGGGCCUUGCCUUGUGUAACUUGCUUUAGACUUUCUCUUCUGUCGCUUUUAGUUCCCCCACCAACCUACCUACCUACCCGCCCAACGAUGGAUGGAAUACAUGGAACCGAGUAGGGUAUUCUAGCACUCUGUACAUAAAACCAGCUCUACACUUCCCUCAAUGCGCCCCCCCGCCCGGAAAGGUUCAAGAAUCACACCACCACCAUCCUCAACGUGGAGAUGACGUGAAAAAAAGGCUAGGUUCGACACCCUAAUGAGAAAAUGCCACCAUUGUCGAGUAAACAAGUCAUCCAAGAGCUGUAUAAAUCAUCAAAAAAGAAAAGCAUAAAACAAGACCC
Messenger RNA from Gaeumannomyces tritici R3-111a-1, 2484 nucleotides. Its product is annotated as cation efflux family protein family. The transcript is spliced from 2 exons. Bases 464 to 2077 code for a protein of 537 amino acids. Gene Ontology annotation, biological process: zinc ion transport; intracellular zinc ion homeostasis; transmembrane transport. NCBI's taxonomy places the organism in Eukaryota, Fungi, Ascomycota, Sordariomycetes, Magnaporthales, Magnaporthaceae. The record is from RefSeq and is a predicted model, not a curated record. Gene Ontology annotation, molecular function: zinc ion transmembrane transporter activity. Gene Ontology annotation, cellular component: membrane; Golgi apparatus.